AUUCCUCAGGAACCAUCCUCCUUUUUUAAUUUUUAAGGAGCUGAUGCAGUACACAUGGAUGGUGACCAGAUUAUUGUGGAAGUUCAAGAAACUGUUUUUUUAUCUAAUUCAGAUGUAACUGUGCAUAAUUUUGUUCCUGAUGAUCCAGACUCAGUUAUAAUUCAAGAUGUUAUUGAAAAUGUUCUUAUUGAAGAUGUUCACUGCUCAAAUAUUUUAGAGGAAACAGAUAUAUCUGACAAUGUCAUUAUUCCUGAGCAAGUGCUUGAUUUAGAUACAGCUGAAGAAGUGUCUUUAGCACAGUUUCCAAUUCCAGACAUUUUAGCUUCUAGUAUUACAUCAACCUCAUUAACUAUGCCUGAACAUAUCUUGAUGAGUGAAGCUAUACAUGUGUCUGAUGUAGGACACAUUGAACAAGUGAUUCAUGAUAGUCUAGUAGAAACAGAAGUCAUUACUGAUCCUCUGACAGCCGACAUUUCAGAAAUACUGGUAACAGAUUGUGCUUCUGAAGCAGUCUUAGAUUCCAGUGGAAUGCCUCUGGAGCAGCAAGAUGAUACCAAAGUCAACCGUGACGAUUAUCUUAUGAUUUCUUUGGAUGAUGCUGGCAAAACAGAGAAUGAAGGUUCGUCUGAAGUUACCACGAAUGCAGAGUCAGAAAGUGAUCCUUAUAAAUUAAAUGAAACAUCUCCUGAAGUUAUCAAGGUGUACAUUUUUAAAGCUGACCCUGAAGAGGAUGAUGUAGGAGAAACUGUAGACAUUGUGGAGAGUAAGACUGACAAUGGCAAUGAAGCUGAAGUCAUUGAUCAGAGUAGCAGCAUUUAUGUUCCCAGAGACAACGUUUAUAUGCCAGUCAGUGAUUCUCAGAAGGAAGAAGAAGAUACUAAUGUGGCUGAAAUAACAAAGUUUUAUAUAGAAGUAAUUGUAGGAGAUGAAGAUGCUGGUGACACAGCUGCAGAUACUUCUGAGCAUGAACAACAGAUGGAUGACAGUGAAAUAAAAGCAGCUUUCCUGCCUAUUGCAUGGGCAGCAGCUUAUGAUAAUAAUUCUGAUGAAAUUGAAGAGCAGAAUGUCACUGCAAGUGCUGUCUUGCACCAAAAUGAGUCUGGUGGCCUUGACAGAGUACAUAAACAAAAAGCAAAAAAGAAAAAAAGACCUGAAUCCAAACAGUACCAAACAGCAAUAAUUGUUGCUCCUGAUGGACAGACUUUAAUAGUCUAUCCUUGCAUGUUUUGUGGAAAAAAAUUUAAGACCAAAAGUUUUUUGAAAAGACACAUAAAAAACCAUCCUGAAUAUCUUGCUAAGAAGAAAUACCACUGUACUGACUGUGAUUACAGUACCAACAAGAAGAUAAGCUUGCAUAAUCACAUGGAGAGCCACAAGCUAACCAUUAAGACAGAAAAGACAACAGAAUGUGAUGACUGUGGGAAGCAUCUUUCUCAUGCUGGGACUUUGUGUACUCACAAAAAAGAAAAAGAAAAAGUCAGCAAAACAUAUAAGUGUAAGUUCUGUGACUAUGAAACAGCUGAACAGACAUCAUUGAAUCACCAUCUUUUGGCAGUCCACAGCAAGAAAUAUCCUCACGUUUGUGUAGAAUGCGGCAAAGGUUUCCGUCAUCCAUCAGAGCUCAAAAAGCACAUACGCGUUCACACUGGAGAGAAGCCUUAUCAGUGUCAGUAUUGUGAGUACAAAUCUGCAGACUCUUCUAACUUGAAAACACAUAUAAAAACUAAGCAUAGUAAAGACAUACCACUGAAGUGUGGCAUCUGUCUCCUGACUUUCUCAGACACCAAAGAGGCUCAGCAACAUGCUCUUAUACACCAAGAAAGCAGAACACAUCAGUGUUCAUAUUGCAACCAUAAGAGUUCAAACUCAAGUGAUUUGAAGAGACAUAUAAUUUCAGUUCAUACAAAGGACUAUCCUCAUAAGUGUGACAUGUGCAGCAAAGGGUUUCAUAGGCCUUCAGAACUCAAGAAGCAUGUGGCUACCCAUAAAAGUAAAAAAAUGCACCAAUGUAGACACUGUGACUUUAAGAGUCCAGAUCCAUUUCUGCUAAGUCGCCAUAUUCUCUCAGUUCACACAAAGAAUGUUCCAUUUAAGUGUAAGAGAUAAAAGGGAUUUCGACAACAAUGUGAGCUUCAAAAGCAUAUGAAGACCCACAGUGGCCGGAAAGUGUAUCAGUGUGAGUACUGUGAAUAUAGCACCACAGAUGCCUCAGGCUUUAAGCGGCAUGUUAUCUCCAUUCAUACAAAAGACUAUCCUCACCGCUGUGAGUACUGCAAGAAAGGAUUCCGAAGACCCUCUGAAAAGAAUCAGCACAUAAUGCGGCAUCAUAAAGAAGUUGGCCUGCCCUAA
Molecule: messenger RNA, 2349 nt
Organism: Rattus rattus (black rat)
Lineage: Eukaryota; Metazoa; Chordata; Mammalia; Rodentia; Muridae
Product: zinc finger Y-chromosomal protein 2-like
Biological process (GO): regulation of DNA-templated transcription
Cellular component (GO): nucleus
Molecular function (GO): metal ion binding; RNA polymerase II cis-regulatory region sequence-specific DNA binding; DNA-binding transcription factor activity, RNA polymerase II-specific
Source: RefSeq, a predicted model, not a curated record